AUGUCAGACACUACGCUACCAGAGCAGCAUAUAUCUACUACAGCUUCUAUAAUUACCAAGGCAUUUACCGCCCUCAUCGCACUACUAGCGAUCAUCCUGGCGUUCUCCAGCUCCUUCCGUAACGCCAUAUCCUCUGCCCUCACAAAGCCCAACGUCCGCGCAAUGUCUACCACCGCUGCACCCGCCAGCAUGAAGAUCACUAAGCGACCCUGGUCGCAUCGAGGCCACGCCGACCACGACUGGCUCUAUACCUACCACACCUUCUCCUUCGCAUCUUACUAUGACCCACGCCACGAGUCCUGGGGCCCUUUGCGCGUCAUCAAUGAAGAUCGUGUCAAACCUGGUACAGGGUUUGGCGCACAUUCGCACGCUGAAUUUCUGAUCUUCAGCUACAUCGUAAACGGCACGCUCGAGCACAAAGACAGCAUGGGCAACCUGGAGAAUCUGAAGCGUGGAGAGGUGCAAUUCACGAGUGCGGGAACAGGCAUCAGGCAUUCCGAGUACAACCGCAACAAGGAUGACGAAGUGCAUUUCCUGCAGAUUUGGGCGAAGCCGAACAAGGGAGGUUUGAAGCCGCACUAUGAGACGAAGAAGUUUAGCGAUGAGCAGAAGACGGACAAGCUGUGCAGGAUCAUGGAGAGCACCGAUCGUUUGGGUGACGAGAAACACGCUAUUGGGCUACAGGCCGAUUUAAGCAUGGAUGCGAGUAUUCUUUCACCGGGCAAGAAGGUUACUCAUGAGGUUGUUGCUGAGGGCCCGAGGAAGUUGUUUGCGCAGGUCAUCAUGGGCAAGAGGGCGCAGCCAAAGUCUGGUGGUGCACAGAUCAAGAUUGGCGAGACGGUGAUUGGAGAAGGGGAUGGUGCGUAUAUCGACGGUGUGAAGGGGCCGCUGAGCAUCGAGAUUGAAAGUGUAGGGGACAAGCCGGCUGAAUUCUUGCUGUUCGAUAUGGGUCCCGAACAGCAGUGA
This is a messenger RNA of Ascochyta rabiei, 966 nucleotides long. RefSeq lists its product as uncharacterized. Bases 1 to 966 code for a protein of 321 amino acids. NCBI's taxonomy places the organism in Eukaryota, Fungi, Ascomycota, Dothideomycetes, Pleosporales, Didymellaceae. The transcript has a single exon. The record is from RefSeq and is a predicted model, not a curated record.